CUCGGCGCAGGCGGAGAGAGCUCAGUGUGAAGCAGACUCAACCCUCCAGCUCCACUCGUACUGCUGACAUCUCUCAGCGAGCGAGUACAACCAGGGCCCCGUCACCCUGUCCUGACUUCGAAAUCUACAUAAGAUCUACAGACGCGUUAGGAUAAGACAACGGUGCAGCACUAAUAUAUAUAUAUAUUAAUAUAUAUAUAUAUCACAAUUCAGAAGGCUUAGGUCAGCUGUAGGGACGCAGUCACCUCUAGAGCAAGAUGUUAGAUCCGUCGUCCAGCGAGGAGGAAUCUGAUGGGAUAGUGGAGGAGGAAUGCAAGGAGACGAGGGCACCCCAGGCCGGAUCCCGCAUCUCACCGAGCAGGACCAGCGAAAGCUCGGGUGGACUCGCGCCCAGCAGCAGCCGCAGCAGUGCCCGUCCGACUAGCCCGAGCCCGUCGGCCGUCAGCGAGGAGAAGGAGGAUCUGGAGAAGCUGCAGAGGGACGAAGAGGACCGUAAAAAGAAGCUGCAGCUCUAUGUGUUUGUGAUGCGAUGCAUUGCUUACCCAUUCAAUGCAAAACAGCCCACAGACAUGGCAAGGCGACAGCAGAAGAUAACCAAGCAGCAGCUUCAGCAGACCAAGGAUCGUUUCCAGGGCUUCCUCAACGGAGACACACAAAUUGUGGCUGAUGAGGCGUUCAUUAACGCUGUGCAGAGCUACAAUGAGGUGUUCCUGAAGAGUGACCGUGUGGCCAAAAUGGUCCAAAGUGGCGGCUUCUCGGCCAACGAUUUCAGGGAAGUGUUCAAGAGGCACAUCGAGAAGCGCGUGCGCAGCCUCCCGGAGAUCGACGGCCUGAGCAAGGAGACCGUCCUCAGCUCCUGGAUGGCCAAGUUUGACACCAUCUACCGCGGCGACGAGGACCCGCGCAAGGCACAGCAACGCAUGACGGCGAGCGCGGCCUCUGAGCUCAUCCUCAGCAAGGACCAGCUGUACGAGAUGUUCCAGAACAUCCUGGGCAUCAAGAAGUUUGAGCACCAGCUGCUUUACCAAGCCUGUCAGCUGGACAACCUGGAUGAGCAGGCUGCACAGAUCAGAAGAGAACUGGAUGGACGUCUUCAGAUGGCAGACCAGAUUGCCAGGGGUGGGAAGUUCCCCAAGUUUGUGUCCAAAGAGAUGGAGGCCAUGUACAUCGAGGAGCUCAAGUCUUCAGUGAAUCAGCUGAUGGCCAACCUGGAGAGCAUGCCCGUGUCCAAGGGCGGAGAGUUUAAACUCCAGAAGCUGAAACGGGGACACAACACCUCCAUCAUCGACAUGGGCCAGGAGGACGAGAACACACUGUCCAAGUCUGACGUGGUUCUUUCCUUCACUUUGGAGGUGGUGAUCAUGGAAGUGCAGGGGCUGAAGUCUCUGGCUCCCAACCGGAUUGUCUACUGCACCAUGGAGGUGGAGGGAGGCGAGAAACUCCAAACCGACCAAGCGGAAGCAUCCAAACCAACCUGGGGGACCCAAGGGGACUUCACCACCACACACCCUCUGCCUGCUGUCAAGGUGAAGCUGUUUACAGAGAGCACGGGGGUGCUGGCACUGGAGGACAAAGAACUGGGCAGGGUCGUCCUCCACCCAACCCCGAACAGCCCCAAGCAGUCAGAGCUUCACAAGAUGACUGUGACCAAGGCUUGUCCUGACCAAGACCUGAGGAUCAAACUGGCCAUACGUAUGGACAAACCACAGAACAUGAAGCACUGCGGGUAUCUGUGGGCUUUUGGCAAGAACGUCUGGAAGCGCUGGAAGAAGCGUUUCUUUGUUCUCGUGCAGGUGAGUCAGUACACGUUCGCCAUGUGCAGCUACAGAGAGAAGAAGUCCGAGCCACAGGAACUUCUCCAGCUGGACGGUUACACUGUGGAUUACAGUGACCCCCAGCCAGGCUUGGAUGGUGGCCGGGCUUUCUUUAACGCGGUAAAGGAGGGUGACACUGUGAUCUUUGCCAGUGACGAUGAGCAGGACCGCAUCCUGUGGGUCCAGGCCAUGUAUCGCGCCACCGGCCAGUCCCACAAGCCCGUCCCACCCACUCAGGUCCAGAAACUUAACUCUAAAGGGGGCGCCUCAGCCCAAAUGGACGCGCCCAUUUCUCAGUUCUCUGGACUCAAGGACGCUGACAGAGCUCAGAAACAUGGCAUGGAUGAGUUUAUCUCCGCUAACCCCUGUAGCUUUGACCACGCCUCACUUUUUGAGAUGGUGCAGCGGCUCACGUUGGACCACAGGCUCAUUGACACCUUCUGUUGCCUGGGCUGGUUCAGCCCAGGCCAGGUGUUUGUCCUGGACGAGUACUGUGCCAGGAACGGCGUUCGAGGUUGCCACAGGCAUCUGUGUUACCUGCGUGACCUGCUGGAGAGAGCAGAGAGUGGGGCGAUCAUUGACCCCACUCUUCUUCACUACAGCUUCGCUUUUUGCGCCUCCCAUGUCCAUGGGAACAGGCCAGACGGGCUGAGCACAGUGAAAGUGGAUGAGAAGGAACGCUUUGAGGACAUCAAAGAGCGGUUGCGCGUGAUACUGGAGAACCAGAUUGUCAAUUUCAGAUACUGUUUCCCCUUCGGUCGUCCAGAGGGUGCACUGAAGGCCACUUUGUCUUUGCUGGAGAGGGUCCUGAUGAAGGACAUCGUGACUCCAGUUCCCCCGGACGAAGUGAAGGGAGUCAUCCGCAAAUGUUUGGAGCAGGCGGCUCAGCUCAACUACCAGCGGAUUACAGAAUAUGCUAAAAUUGAAGGGAAAAAGAGGGAAAUGUAUGAGCACCCUGUCUUCUGCUUGGCGUCUCAAGUGAUGGAUUUAACCAUCCAGAACGUAGGCCGCUUAGUCACACCUGCCAAAAAGCUGGAGGAAACAAUUCGCCUGGCGGAGUUAGUCAUAGAGGUCCUCCAGCAGAACCAGGAACACCAUGCGGAGGCGGCAGUCACAAGUUCUGGAGAUCAAUCGCAGGGAAAAGAGGCGUUUGCGUGGUGGACGGACCUCAUGGUGGAGCACGCAGAAAACUUCUUGGCCCUCUAUGCCAUCGACAUGGACGCCGCUCUGGAGAUCCAAUCACCCGAGAGCUGGGACAGUUUUCCUCUCUUCCAGCUACUCAACGACUUCCUCCGGACAGACUAUCACCUGUGCAAUGGAAAGUUCCACAAACACCUGCAGGAUCUGUAUGCCCCUCUGGUGGUUAGAUAUGUGGAUCUGAUGGAGUCCUCCAUCGCACAGUCAAUUCACAAGGGCUUUGAGCGAGAGUCCUGGGAGCCUGUAAAGAGUUUAACAAGUAAUCUGCCCAAUGUGAAUCUACCAAAUGUCAACCUCCAAAUUCCCAAAGUACCAAAUCUGCCAGUGCCAGUAGCAGGACUAUCAGUUAACCUUCCACAAAUGCCUAGCUUUUCUACCCCGUCAUGGAUGGCUGCUAUAUAUGACUCUGACAACGGCUCCGGGACAUCGGAGGAUCUCUUCUGGAAGCUGGACGCCCUCCAGACUUUCAUCAGGGACCUGCACUGGCCCGAGGAGGAGUUUGCCAAACACCUCGAGAGUCGCAUCCAGCUCAUGUCGAGCAACAUGAUCGAGAACUGCGUCAAGCGCACCAGGAUGGCGUUUGAAUCCAAGCUGACAAAGAGCAGCAAGUCCACAGAUUUCCGCAUUUCUCCAUCCUUAUGCACUAUGUUCAACGUGAUGGUAGAUGCCAAGGACCAAUCAGCCAAAUUGUGCGCUAUGGAGAUGGGCCAAGAGAAACAGUUCCACUCCCAAAUAGACGAGCUGAUAGAGGAGAGCGUGAAGGACAUGAUCCAGCUCCUGGUCGCAAAGUUUGUUGCCAUUCUGGAAGGCGUGUUGGCGAAGAUUUCCAGAUAUGAUGAAGGCACUCUCUUCUCCUCGUUCCUCUCCUUCACGGUGAAAGCUGCCUCAAAAUAUGUGGAUGUACCUAAACCUGGCAUGGACGUGGCUGACGGCUACGUGACCUUUGUCCGCCACUCUCAGGAUAUGCUUCGUGAUAAGGUCAAUGAGGAGGUGUAUAUAGAAAGGUUAUUUGAUCAAUGGUACACUGCCACCAUGAACCUGCUGGGGACCUGGCUCACUGAACGGAUGGAUCAGCAGCUCCACGUCUACCAGCUCAAGAUCCUGAUCAGGAUCACAAAGAAAAAGUACAGGGACUUUCGACUGCAGGGCGUCCUCGACUCCACCCUGAACAGCAAGAUGUACGAGACCGUGCGCACCAGGCUGACCGUGGAGGAAGCCAGCGCGUCAGUGAGGGAGGGAGGAAUGCAGGGCAUCUCCAUGAAGGACAGCGACGAGGAGGACGAAGAGGACGACUAGAGCCUGUGCACUGACACUGCAGCCCCCCCUUUUCCCCUUCCCCCAAAACUCCUCACCCUGAACCCCCCUUUAACACUUUUGACUUUAGCCUGGUUACCGAUGCAUGUACCAACUCAGAUAGCCACUCUAGGACCUCUUUGUCAGCUCGAAAAAUGCCUAUGAAGGAACUAUUAACUAUAAAAAAAAAAUAGUAACUUAUACGGAAAAAUCAAAAUCAAAAAAAAAAAUGUUUAAAAAAAUAAAAUAAAAAUAACCACGAUUGGCAGUUUAGCUGUGUCAUGAUAAAGAUAGCACCUAUCUUUGUUUCAUUCAUUUCUGAAACCAUUCCUAUGUGUUACUAAGCAAUAUGGAGAACCAUUUGUUUGAAAAUGUUGAGUGAGAUUAAUAGGUGUGUCCCUGUCCAAUGCAAACCUAUAUGGCGCUUCUUUGUCGUAUUCUACAUUCAUUAAUGGUUACACUGUCGUGAUGAAGAGUGUGUGCGUGUGCGUGCGUGUGUGUGUGUGUGUGUGUGCGUGCACCCUUUCCUUUGUCUUGUCUGUUUUUAAGUGAAUGCCAACUGCUUCAAACUGAAAAUAAAAACCUCUGUAUUUGUUUACGGCUGUUCCAGACAAACUGUCGUCUAACUCACUGUUAUCAACAUCAACAGUCGGUCGAGACCUGCAUUUUUACCAUGUGUCAAUGCUAUGUGAUUUCAUCUCAGUUACUAAUUAGACGCAGGUUCAACAGGAGCCAUGAACUUCAACAAGUGGGUAUUCUAGAGAUGCAAUAUUCUCAUAGCUCCAUUUUGAUAACUUGGGAGAUUCUAUUUUUAUUUCAACAUUCAAAGGCCUUGAAACAGGUUCUAUUUUAAUUGAGUUGCACUUUUACAGAGAAAAGAGCAAAAUAAGUAAUUUUUUUUAUUGAUAAAAAAAAAAAGAGAAAAAAGAAAAAAGGUUGGUCUGUCUUUGUUCUGUAAUUGUGUAGAAUGAGAUGUCAGGCAUUUGUUUGGGUGUCAAUGUUGUUUUGUAUAUAUUAUAUAAAUAUAUAUAAAUAUAAAAUGCUGUACAUUGCAUUCUGAGCCAUUGCUGCAUGCCCGUGGGUUCCCACCCUCCCCAGAUGCUUUUUGUUUUUCCGUGUGAAUUAGCUGGUGGAUUCAUUCUUGCUUUUGCCUUAUGAACGCCAACAGUUGUAAUAUGCAAGAGCUGUGGCCUCGAAAUAAAAAAUACUGUACAUGUGCA
This is a messenger RNA of Solea senegalensis (Senegalese sole), 5524 nucleotides long. It is a transcript of the gene cadpsb, whose product is annotated as Ca2+-dependent activator protein for secretion b. NCBI's taxonomy places the organism in Eukaryota, Metazoa, Chordata, Actinopteri, Pleuronectiformes, Soleidae. Gene Ontology annotation, cellular component: glutamatergic synapse. Gene Ontology annotation, biological process: positive regulation of exocytosis; dense core granule exocytosis; synaptic vesicle exocytosis. Bases 258 to 4307 code for a protein of 1349 amino acids. The record is from RefSeq and is a predicted model, not a curated record. The transcript has 32 exons.